Messenger RNA from Equus quagga, 2984 nucleotides. Its product is annotated as cytochrome P450 2D14-like. The record is from RefSeq and is a predicted model, not a curated record. Lineage: Eukaryota; Metazoa; Chordata; Mammalia; Perissodactyla; Equidae. Bases 1355 to 2911 code for a protein of 518 amino acids. The transcript has 9 exons. Gene Ontology annotation, cellular component: intracellular membrane-bounded organelle; cytoplasm. Gene Ontology annotation, molecular function: oxidoreductase activity, acting on paired donors, with incorporation or reduction of molecular oxygen, reduced flavin or flavoprotein as one donor, and incorporation of one atom of oxygen; heme binding; iron ion binding. Gene Ontology annotation, biological process: arachidonate metabolic process; xenobiotic metabolic process.
GGCCCUGGAAUCCACUCAUGUGGUCCUCAGCAGGCCUGUGAGGUAUAAAGAAAUUGCAUCUGCCCCACUUGCUUUUCAUCCUCUUGUCUUUCCACAAAGAGUCUGAGUAGCUGAUAUUCAAGGACAAAUGAUACUGAGGAGGAGGAAGCAGGCCCACUCCUCUGGGGACAACCACACAUCCUAUGCUAAGCCUCCCUGGUACCCUGAGCGCCCUGGCAGCUCAGUCUAGAAGGGCGAGUGCCCACUCCACGUUUCUGUGAGUCAGGAAAGUGGGCACAGGCAGGAGGAGCUUCACCACUUGGGUGGCCUCAAGAGCUGGGAGGUCAGGGACCAAUUUGUUAGAAACUUAAGAGAAGGUGUCCCGGCCAUCGAACUGACUUGUUGGGUGACCAGGGAGCUUUGAAAAUAGCCCUGCUGCCUCUGCCCCAGACUCAACCUGAAUGGCCCUGAGAAAGCAGCAGCAGAGGAAGCUGAGCCAGCAGAAAGCCAUGUGAGGGUCUGCAGCAUCCCUGCCAGCCGCCUCCGGGCGGCAAGAACAGGGGGUUGGGUCCUGGCAACCAAUGAGCACUGGUUGCCCUGAUGCUUGGUCUGCCUGUGUGUGUGUAUAAGUGGUGCAUGUAUUAAUACGUGUGGGUCUGUGGCUCUGUUGGUGUGUAAAUGUGUGUGUGCCUGUGCUGUGUGUCAGUUUGUGAGCAUGUGGGUAGUGUCUGAAUGUGUGAGUGUUUUGCGAGUGUGUGGUCUGUGUCUGUGUGUAUUGAGUGUACUAGUGUGAAGUGAAGGACAAGGAGAUGUUCAUUCCCCCCCAAACCCCCUGGUGUCCCUCUGAUCCUGUGACCUCCCCACAAACAGGGCCGGUACAGACCUGGGGGGUGAAGGUCACUGGGGAGGAGGCAGGUGAGAUACGGGGAGGUGAGGAUGUGUUCUGGGGAUGAGACUGUGACCCCAUUAGGGAGGGUGAGGCUAAGGUGAAAGGUGAGUGACAGGAUCAAGUCCAAAGACCCCUGGUUCUUCCUGGGAGCCUGCACAAUGCUGGCAGUCAGGCUGGGGUUGGGGACUUCGCUUUUUUCCUUCCCCACCCAGGGUAAGCACCUGCAGAGGGCAGCAUGGUCAGGACUUCUGCGCCACCCCUGCACUGACCUUCGCUGUCCCCUCCCUGCACCCUCUGGCAGCACAGUCACGCCAACAGGCAGGCUCAGAGCAGAGGACAAAGGCCAGUCUCAGCUCCUUUAUAAAGGGCCCAGGCUCAUCAAACCCUCAGAGUGGGUGAGAGAGCCCUGCCAGGUCUGGUCCUGGUGCCUGGUGUGGUGAGGGGCCUCAGUGUGUCCAGAGGAGCGCAGUGUGCACUGAGGCAGCCAUGGGGCUGCUGGCCUGGGAUAAACUGGGGCCCCUGGCCGUGGCCGUGGCCAUCUUCCUGCUCCUGGUGGACCUGAUGCACCGGCGCCAACGCUGGGCCCCCCGCUACCCCCCAGGCCCCAUGCCCCUGCCUGGGCUGGGCAACCUGCUGCAGGUGGACCUCCAGGACUCGAUUUGCAGCUUUACUCAGCUGCGCCGCCGCUUCGGGGACGUGUUCAGCCUGCAGCUGGCCUGGACGCCCGUGGUCGUGCUCAACGGGCUGGCGGCCAUGCGCGAGGCGCUGGUGAACCGCAGCGAAGACACCUCCGACCGCCCACCUGUGCCGAUCAUGGAGCACCUGGGCUUGCAGCCGCACGCGGAAGGGGUGAUCCUGGCACGGUACGGGCGCGCUUGGCGGGAGCAGCGACGCUUCUCCGUGUCCACCCUGCGCAACUUCGGCCUGGGCAAGAAGUCCCUGGAGCAGUGGGUGACCGAGGAGGCCUCGUACCUCUGUGCCGCCUUCGCCGACCAGGCCGGACGGCCCUUUAGCCCCAACGCCCUCCUGAAUAAAGCGGUGAGCAACGUGAUCGCCUCCCUGACCUUCGGGCGCCGCUUCGACUACAACGACCCGCGCUUCCUCAAGAUACUGGAGCUAAUGGAGGACUUUCUGAAAGAGGCGGCAGGCUUUUUGCCCGAGGUGCUGAAUGCGAUCCCUGUGCUCCUGCACAUCCCGGGGCUGGUCGCCAAGGUCUUUCCUGGGCAGAGGGCCUUCAUGGCCCAGCUGGAUGAGCUGGUUGCUGAGCACAGGAUGACCCGGGACCGGACCCAGCCCCCUCGAGACCUGACUGAUGCCUUCCUGGACGAGGUGCAGAAGGCCAAGGGGAACCCAGAGAGCAGCUUCAAUGAUGACAACCUGCGCCUGGUGGUGGCUGACCUGUUCUCUGCGGGGAUGGUGACCACCUCGACCACGCUGGCCUGGGCCCUCCUGCUCAUGAUCCUACACCCGGAUGUGCAGCGCCGUGUCCAACAGGAGAUCGAUGAGGUGAUAGGGCAGACGCGGCGACCAGAGAUGGGGGACCAGGCCCACAUGCCCUUCACCAUGGCCGUGGUCCACGAGGUGCAGCGCUUUGCAGACAUUGUCCCACUGGGCGUGCCCCACAUGACAUCCCGUGACGUUGAAGUGCAGGGCUUCCUCAUCCCCAAGGGGUCAGGGAGUCAUCUAGGCCAGACCACACUCAUGCCAGGCAUCUCCUGCCAGGGGACCAUGCUCAUCCCCAACCUGUCAUCGGUGCUGAAGGACGAGACCAUCUGGAAGAAGCCCUUCCGCUUCCACCCCGAGCACUUCCUGGACGCCCAGGGCCACUUCGUUAAGCAGGAGGCCUUCAUGCCCUUCUCAGCAGGCCGCCGCUCGUGCCUCGGGGAGCCCCUGGCCCGCAUGGAGCUCUUCCUCUUCUUCACCUGCCUCCUGCAGCGCUUCAGCUUCUCGGUGCCCGCUGGGCAGCCCCGCCCCAGCGACCACGGUGUCUUUCGCUCCAUAAUGACCCCGUCCCCCUACCAGCUCUGUGCUGUGCCCCGCUAGAGGGUGCACCAAGCCCCCAAACAGCUCCUUCCUGGGGGCCCUGAUGUCCAAUAAAGCAGUCUGAUGGCUCCAA